AAAUAGUACAAAGUAGUUUCUUAUAUUUUUUGUAAUCAUUCAAAAUCAAAAGCAUUGUUUGUUAUCACUCAAAUGUCAAAUAAAUUAAUAUACAAGUGAUUAAAGGGAUAAUAUAAUAUGCGCAAAACAUUUUAGAUAUUAAAUAAAAAAUUUUGAGUAUUGAAGUAUUGCUGUCGAUUGAUUUGCAUAAAUCAACAACUUUAUUACAUAUUUAAACAUGGAUGAUGACUCAGUGCCUAAAAAUCAACAAACAAGCGAAUCAACGUUUAUAUCAAUAAAUGAUGAGGGUGCAAAUGUUGUAAAUGUAGAAUUUGAGGAACCCGUACCGGACAACGCCUUAAACCGUCCUAGCCAAGAUGUUAUACAAACUAAUAAUAUAGGAAAUAAUUCAACUAAUGAGACUGAACGUACAUGUUGGAUUUGUUUUGCCACCGAGGAGGACAAUCGUUUAGCUGCUUGGGUGCAACCGUGUAAAUGCCGUGGCACUACAAAAUGGGUACAUCAGUCUUGUUUAUAUCGUUGGGUUGAUGAGAAACAAAGAGGUAACGCUUUACGUGCUGUAUCCUGCCAGCAAUGCCAAACGGAAUAUAUAAUUGUAUUUCCAAGAAUGGGUAAAUGUGCGAACAUUUUGGAAAGUAUUGAUAACAUAAUAAAGCGUUUAAGUCCAUUUUUGGCUGCCGGUGUGUUUGUUGGUUCGAUUUAUUGGACUGCUGUUACAUAUGGUGCUGUAACAUUCUUACAGAUUGUAGGAAAUAAAAAAGGAAUGGCUUUAAUGGAAAAUAGUGAUCCUCUAGUUUUAUUGAUUGGCUUACCCGCCAUUCCGGUAGGGCUUGUUCUUGGUCGUCUUAUACGUUGGGAAGAUGCACUGUUGCGUAUAUUGAGAAGUCGUCAAAAUUUUGCUCGAAAAUUUCCUAUAAUGAAUUUUAUAAUACCUUUUCCUGAAGAAGAACAAACUACUGCACAACAACCUGCAACUCCUGUUCUGCACGAUUCGUAUUCGGCAACUAGAGUUUUUUGUGGUGCUCUACUGCUACCAACUAUAUCUUCUAUUGUCGGACGUUUGCUUUUUGAUUCAAUUGAGAAUACAUUGCAUCGAACCCUGCUUGGUGGCUUGACCUUCAUCACGUUUAAGGGUAUAUUAAAAAUCUAUUUACGUCAACAGCAGUAUAAUCGUAAGAAGAAACGUUGUAUUGUUGAUUAUACAGAAGAAAAUUUGCAUAUUUAUCGCAACACGCGUAAUCAAUCCGCUCAGACUGUGCCUAUUGCUACUGCUAAUCAGAAUAUACCACUGGAACCAAGGCAGGCACAAAACAAUAACGUUUGAAAUUAAUAGUCAUUAUUUUAUUGAAUAUGUUGUAUGAAAAUAUCUAACACUAAAAAUUCAAUGUACGGCGGCAGUAAAUAUUUUUUUUAAAUAAUAAUUUUUACAUAUACUAAUUGUUAAAUUCUUUUUACAAAAUUAAAAG
Teleopsis dalmanni is the source of this 1466-nucleotide messenger RNA. RefSeq names its product E3 ubiquitin-protein ligase MARCHF5. Gene Ontology annotation, molecular function: zinc ion binding. The coding region runs from base 218 to 1324 and encodes 368 amino acids. The transcript is spliced from 4 exons. The record is from RefSeq and is a predicted model, not a curated record. Lineage: Eukaryota; Metazoa; Arthropoda; Insecta; Diptera; Diopsidae.